Molecule: messenger RNA, 819 nt
Organism: Coniophora puteana RWD-64-598 SS2
Lineage: Eukaryota; Fungi; Basidiomycota; Agaricomycetes; Boletales; Coniophoraceae
Exons: 2
Coding region: 1-819 (272 amino acids)
Source: RefSeq, a predicted model, not a curated record
AUGCCUCGCCUUUCCACCCUUCACUUGGUUUCGCAAAAUACAGAUGUGACUGCCCCUCUCUCGAUCUCUGAGCUGACGUGUCCAGCCCUAUCGGAGCUGCACACUGACGCCGCGAGCUUCAUUGAUAUCUUCAGAGAAAGACGUGCCUAUUGGUUGUACGACCUUGACCUCCGCCUCACCAAGUUCAAGCCAGCGGACCCGAAAGAGGGCAUAGAUCCAGUUGAGCUUCUCGAUUAUCUGUGCGAACUUAGUCAGAACAAGAAGCUCUGGCUCGACAUCGAAGACGUUGACUUCGACUUCGACACCUCGCCCACCGCGCUACCGAGCCACGUCAUUUUGAUGAACUUGGAGGGGUUUGGGCUCCACGACCUCAAGGAAUCCUUUGUCUCCCUGAUCUGCGGCAUCGUCCACUCUCCAGACCUCGAGCAAAUCGAAAUCUCCCGAUGCGGCAUCAGCUCUAGUGUCUUGCUACUGCGCAUGAUGCAGGGCUUUGAAGGGUGGAAGGUCUACAUCGAAGACUGCCCUGGCUUCAACGAUUGGGUACUCGGCGCCAUGGCCUUUUCGUGCAAAGGAGAGCAGCAGAUUGCGUGCCCGUCUAUAGCCUCUCUCGAAAUCAAGGGGUGUACAUUCUCGCAUGAUGCUCUGAAGUAUAUGUGCGAGAUGAGGCUGGGUGUUGGCGCCAUCGAGGAGCUGGAUGUCAGCAAUGCUGUAUUUCCACUCGAAGAGCAUCUUGGGAAAUGGUUUGAAGAGAACGUCGAGAGCUUCUCGUGGGAGUUAAGAGAGAUAGAUGGCAGUGGUGAAGAAAGUCCGCUUAUCUAG